AUGGGUAAAAGAAAGUUAACAGUUCUGUUCGCUCCGGGCUAUUACGUGGGGGCUAUGAUGUCGAGCAUAGGUAUGGCCGAAGUGUUGCGGGACAGCGGCGGACACCGGUGUGUGUUUGCGGUGACCGACGACUGGAAGUCACGGCUCGAAGCGAUCGGAUUUGAAGUGAAAGUUGUCGGCGAAAAAGUGGACGGAAAGGGAAUGCAAGAGAAUAAUGUGGAAGAGUUGAUUAAAAACGGGACACUUUCACAGUUAACUCCAAUGGAAAAAUUGGUGGCAAAUAUUGAAUUUUUUUACAAUUGCUUUAUUAUGGCUGAGAAAGAGAUGGAUCCAUACGUGAAGACCAUAAUCGCUGACACGAAACCAGAUAUUAUUAUUUCCGACAAUUUAAUAACACUUCCAUCGAUAGUUACAUCAGGUGUUCCCUGGAUAUUCAGUUGGAGUAAUAGUCCUCUAUCUCUGGACUUUGGCAUAAAUGAUGAACGUUUACCACCAUCUGCUUUAGGUUUGCCAACAAAUAGUGAGAAAGAAGUGAAAGAGAAAUACAGAAAAUUAGUAAACGAAGCGAAAGCCAAACUUUGGUAUAAACACAGGGAUAGAGUGAUUGCCAACGGAUGUCCAGUUCUCCAAGAGUUCCAGUUGUGGACUACCUCUCCCUUUGCCAACAUAUAUAUGACAUCCAAAGAGCUCGACUACACAGACAUCAGGCCAUUGCCCGACACUUUCCAUGGAUUUGAUUGUUACAAGCGUUCAGGAAAUUUAGAUGAUCUUGAUGCUUUUGAAUUACCUGAAAAGUUGAGAAAUAAAUCGGGAAAAUUGAUAUAUCUAUCAUUGGGUUCAAUGGGAAGCGGAAAUGUGGAACUUAUGAAGAAAUUGGUUGCAAUUUUAGCCAAAUCUAAGCACAGGUUUAUUGUCUCCAAAGGUGUGAAACACAAUAAAUACGAAUUGGCGGACAAUAUGUGGGGCGAGAAAAGUGUCCCUCAGAUUAAAGUAUUACCACUCAUUGAUUUGAUGCUAACCCACGGCGGGAACAAUACUGUGACCGAAACCAUGUAUUUCGGGAAACCAAUGAUAGUUUUGCCCUUAUUUUUCGAUCAAUACGAUAACGCACAGAGAGUUACUGAGAAAGGGUUUGGUGUUAGACUCGAUCCCUACGAGUGCUCUGAACAACAAUUAUUGCAAUCCAUUGAAAAUUUAACAGUGUUGUUCGCACCGCUCUCUUUUGUGGGGCCUAUGAUGUCAAGCAUAGGUAUGGCCGAAGUGUUGCGGGACAGCGGCGGACACCGGUGUGUGUUUGCGGUGACCAACGAUUGGAUCGAUAGACUCGAGUCAAUGGGGUUUGAGACUAAAUUAGCUGAAAAGCCCGUAAACGUGAGCACUACUGAAAAAUGUGUCACCGAUUCGGCAAAUAGUAAUGCAAACGAUUUGUUGAAAAUGGGAGGACUCGACAAUAUAUCUCCGUUUCAAAAAGUGGUCAAUAGUUUUGAGUUCGUGUUUAAUGUGUUUAUAAAAGGCGAAGAAGAGACGGAUCCGUAUUUAAAGCUAAUUAUAGCCGAUUUAAAGCCAGAUGUUAUUAUAAGCGAUCAUAUCGUGAAUCUAUCAUCGAUAGUCAACUCUGGUAUUCCCUGGAUAUUCAGUUGGAGUAAUAGUCCCCUAUCUCUCGAUUAUGGCUAUGAAAACAAUGCUCUUCCGCCCUCUUUCUUAGGUUUGCCGACAAAUAGUGAGACAGAAGUGAAAGAGAAAUACAGAACUCUAUUAAAUGCAGAAAAACAAAAGAUUUCGUUUAAAAUAAACCAAAGAUCAAAAGCAAACGGAAUGUCAGCACUAAAAGAGUUUCAGAUCUUCACUCCCUCUCCGUUUGCAAACUUAUAUUUGACGCCUAAAGAGCUCGACUACACAGACAUCAGGCCAUUGCCCGACACUUUCCAUCGGUUUGAUUACUACAAGCGUUCGGGAAAUUUGGAUACUUUUGAAAUACCGGAAAAACUCAAGGAUAAAUCGGGAAAAUUGAUUUAUUUAUCAUUGGGUUCAAUGGGUAUACAUCAUAAUGAAUACGAUUUACCGGGCAAUAUGUGGGGCGAUAGGACUGUCUCUCAAAUCAAAGUGUUGCCAAUCUGUGAUCUGGUCAUAACCCACGGCGGGAACAAUACUGUGACCGAAACCAUGUAUUUCGGGAAACCAAUGAUUGUUUUACCCAUUGUUUGCGAUCAAUACGAUAACGCACAGAGAGUGCAAGAAAAAGGAUUUGGCAUAGGUAUGGCUGAAGUGUUGCGGGACAGCGGCGGACACCGGUGUGUGUUUGCGGUGACUAACAAUUGGGUCGAUAGACUCGAGUCAUUGGGUUUUGAAACGAUAUUAAUUGAAAACUCUGUGGACGUCGACAAUAAAAAGUCUGUCACCGAUUCGGCCGAUAGUAAUGUUAGCGUAUUGUUGAGUACGGGUGCGAUGGGAAACAUAUCGGCGUUUGACAAAGCGGUCGGUAUUAUAAAGUAUUUGUGCGAAGAGUUUAUUCCAUCGGAACUAAAGUCUGAUCCAUAUAUGAAAAAAAUUAUAACCGCUCUAAAGCCCAGUGUUAUUAUUACCGAUCGUUUGGUAACACUUCCAUCGAUAGUAAAUUCAGGUAUUCCCUGGAUAUUGAGUUGGAGUGGAUGUCCGCUAUUACUGGACUUUGGUUAUGAAGAUAACACACUUCAACCAUCGCUUUUGGAGUUUCAGUUGUUUACUCCCUCUCCGUUCGCCAACAUUUAUAUGACACCCAAAGAGCUCGACUACACAGACAUCAGGCCAUUGCCCGACAAUUAUCAUGGAUUUGAUAAUUUCAAGCGUUCGGGAAAUUUGGAUACUUUUUAA
Medioppia subpectinata is the source of this 2850-nucleotide messenger RNA. The record is from the annotation of a GenBank genome assembly. NCBI's taxonomy places the organism in Eukaryota, Metazoa, Arthropoda, Arachnida, Sarcoptiformes, Oppiidae.